AUGAGCACCAAGGCGUCUGUUAAUAGACGGGUCCUGGCGAUCCAAGCUAAAAAAAAACGUUACAAGCCAACUAAGCGCAAGGGUGCUAAGUCUACUGGUAGUAAUUCACAGCAAGACAAUACUGAUAAUUCCUCGGGAGCACAUUGCUCAAAGACAUCAUCAGCAACGGCAGCCCGUCAAUCUGAUCAGGAUAGCAAUGGCCCGAGACCAUUUACUGCUGAUAAUGGGAAUAGGUUAGAACCAAGUCACAGCUCAAGCAACGAAACAAUCGAAGAUGACGAUGACGUUUAUAGCAGCGAAGAGGAAGAACAAGAAGAUAGUAGCGAUUAUUGUCACGGUGGUUAUCAUCCAGUUAAAAUAGGCGAUCUUUUUUUAAAUCGUUAUCACGUUACGAGGAAACUUGGCUGGGGACAUUUUUCAACAGUUUGGCUUUGUUGGGAUUUACAAGAUAAGAGAUUUGUCGCGUUGAAAGUUGUCAAGUCUGCGUCACACUUUACCGAAACAGCAUUAGACGAAAUAAAAUUAUUGAAAGAUGUACGCGAUACGGAUCCUAAUGAUCCCAAACGUAACAAAACAGUACAACUGCUUACGGAUUUUAAAAUCAGUGGUAUUAAUGGGUUACAUGUCUGUAUGGUGUUUGAAGUACUGGGACACAAUCUUCUUAAGUUAAUUAUUAAAUCAAAUUACCGUGGGAUACCGCGUAAUAAUGUUAAACGUAUCAUCAGGCAGGUUCUUGAGGGUCUUGAUUAUUUACACAAUAAAUGUAAAAUUAUCCACACUGAUAUUAAACCAGAGAAUGUAUUGAUAUGUGUUGAUGAAACUUAUAUAAGAAAAUUGGCAGUGGUAGCAACGGAAUUGCAUUCUUUGGGUCUAAAAUUGCCAGUAUCGUUGGUAUCAACAGCUCCGAAAAAAUUUCAAGAGCCGACUGUUAAUUCAAAAAUGUCGAAAAAUAAAAAGAAACGAUUGAAGAAAAAGGCCAAACGUCAAAAUGAGUUGUUGAAAAAACAGAUGGAGCAAAUUGAAGAGCUUGAAGAGAGAUCAAAGAACAUUAAUAACACACAGAACGGUGGGAGUGCUGGUGGACAGGGUGAUAAUAACAGUGGAGGAUGUAUCAGCGAAACAAACAGCCCAACAACAGACCAAGAUCAAAAUACCGAGAGUAUUGAUGAUAAUACUGAGAGUAAAGAGUCACCGGAUAUAUCUGACCCGGUAAUCACCUCACCUCAUCGUGGUGUUAAUGGUAUUGUUACAGAUUUAGCGACUGGUGGGAGCUCAGAUAAUAUGGAUAAUACAUUGUCAUCAUCAGCAUCAUCGUCAGAUAAUAAGUCAUCAUUAGGAUUAAUUAAUCAAGAGGCGACUGCUGGCGGCGCUCAGAUUCCUCCUGGUGACAAAAGCUGUGGCGAUGGUCUUUCUUCGUUGAUAACAGCAACAACAACUGAUGCGGCUGCUGAUGUCAAUACUGGUACUAGUACUGGGGGUAACAAUGGUAGUAGUAGUAGUAGUGGUGGUGGUGGUGGUGGUAAUAAUGGUAAUGGUGGUGGUUCGAAUAACAGUCGUGAUAAUUCAACACGCACUGUCAAUUCCGCGGAUAAUAAACAUCCUAAACGUAUGUCCGUAGCUCCAUUAGAUCCGGCUCUUGUUGACUGUGAGGUAGAAGUUAAGAUUGCUGAUCUUGGUAACGCGUGUUGGGUUCAUAAAAAAUUCACAGAAGACAUUCAAACAAGGCAGUACAGGUCCCUGGAAGUUUUAUUGGGUGCUGGGUACAGUACUUCUGCAGACAUUUGGUCUACUGCUUGUAUGGCAUUUGAAUUAGCUACUGGUGAUUAUUUGUUUGAACCUCACAGUGGUGCUGAUUAUUCAAGGGACGAAGAUCACUUGGCGCAUAUUAUUGAAUUACUUGGUGAAAUACCCCGUCGUAUUGCACUGUCUGGAAAAUACUCAAAAGCAUUUUUUAAUAAAAAAGGGGAAUUGAAACACAUAACUGGUCUGAAGCCAUGGGGAUUGUACGAGGUAUUGACUGAAAAGUACGACUGGUCACCCAGCGAAGCACGUGAAUUUGCAGAUUUUCUGAUUCCUAUGCUCGACUUUGAUCCGGAUAAUCGUAAUACUGCCGCUGAAUGCCUCAAGCACCCGUGGCUGCAGAUAAAAUGA
Messenger RNA from Cotesia congregata, 2151 nucleotides. The record is from the annotation of a GenBank genome assembly. NCBI's taxonomy places the organism in Eukaryota, Metazoa, Arthropoda, Insecta, Hymenoptera, Braconidae.